UAUAGUAUACAUCAAGUCAGUGUAUCCCAAACUGUGUUCCACAGAACACUAGGUCUGAAUAGGUGUUCCACCAACUACUGGAAUGAUUAAUUAGCAGGCUACCAUGUGAACUAAUCUCUCUAAAAAAAAAAAGAGAUCACCUGAUUCUAUUUCUAUGAUAAAAGGAAAAAAUGCCUCGCAAAGAUCCUAAUCGCUCUGAGAGAGGCCCUAAAUUACAUGAAUCUGUUUGUAUUGGAGAAGAUGUAAAAAUUGGAAUUCAUUUGGCAAUUCAAAGGUUUAGGUUGGAUCCUGAUUCACAAGAGCUGAGUUUCCCAUCUUCAUUUUCAACCACUGAACGUGCUUAUGUGCAUCGUUAUUGUUGUCAGCUUGGCAGUUUAAAAACAUGGAGCAGAGGGAAUGGACAAAACCGCUACAUAACAGUUCGUAAGGUGGAAGGAGGCAGAAACUCCAGAACAUUACCGUCACUUUUUUCUCUAGCCCACAGUGCAGCUCAGUUAAACACCUUGUUAAAUAAAUAUCCUGUUACUGUUAAAGAGAAACAAGAUCUGACUGUUAUCACUGAUCGAGGUUCUAAUUUAAAUGAUAACAGAGAAAGAUCUAACUUUGGAAGACUGUCACACAAUGUUCCUCAAGUACCACCGAAACGUAGUCCUUCUGAACUCAAUAAAUUUAGGGAAACUCUCCCAAUUUAUAAAAUGGGGUCUAGCAUUAUAGAAAGCAUCAACAACAAUCAAGUUAUUCUUGUUGCAGGUGAAACUGGAUCAGGAAAGACAACUCAGGUUCCUCAGUUAAUAUUAGAUGAUUAUUGUGAGAGACAACUGCCCUGUCGAAUACUGUGUACACAGCCAAGAAGAAUAGCAGCGCUUAGUGUUUCAGAAAGAGUGGCAUUAGAGAGAGGAGAGAGACUUGGCCACACUGUAGGCUAUCAAAUCAGAUUGGACAGCAAGAUUUCUCCCAAAACUAUUCUAACUUUUUGUACUACUGGUGUUUUAUUAAGAACUUUUAUGGGAGGAGAUGCCUGUCUUAGUACCGUGACCCAUAUUUUAGUUGAUGAAGUUCAUGAGAGAGAUCGCUUUACUGACUUUCUUUUACUUUGUUUAAAAGAAGCAUUGCCCCGUCAUCCUAAUCUUCAUUUAAUUUUGAUGAGUGCUACUUUAAACUUAGAUUUAUUUUCUGGAUACUUUAAUAACUGUCCAGUAGUAUGUGUUGCAGGAAAUUUGUUUCAGGUUACUGAGUAUUUUCUUGAAGACAUACUUAAAUGGACAGGCCAUGUGAAUAAGCUGAUAGACAAAGACGUAACAAAGAAGCAAAAAUUUAAGAAACAAGAAGAGCAGCUAACUGAAUGGUGCUCCAAACAACUGACUCUGUCAGACACUACUCCUGGCAGUGGCACAGAAGAUGACUCUGAUGUGACAACAUCUGAUAAUGCUGAACUAGGGGAAGAAAAAGAAGAUCUUGAUCCCUGGAUUGUUGAAGAAAUGGACAAAUUGCUUCGUGAAGCUUGGCAGACUGGCAAUGAAGAACUUUUCAAUCAAAUCCUACAUUUGAUCUCAAAUGAAAAUGUUAGCGUGGACUAUGUGCAGACAGAAACUAGUAUUACACCUCUGAUGAUAGCUGCAGCUCGUGGGUUCAUUAAUGUUGUAGAGCAUUUACUUACACUAGGAGCUGAUGCCAACUUAAAGACAACCAAUAACUGGACAGCUAUAGAUUUUGCCAGGAAAUUUAACAGAAUCGAUAUUGAGGAACUUCUUAAAGCUCACUGUUCAUCUCUUGCAUUUGACUUGGAAAAAACUGAUGAAGAAGAUGUUCAGCUUACCUCAGAGGAAGACAGGGAGCUAUUGUCUGUAUAUCAACAUAAUUUUGAUGAUGAGAAAGUGGAUAUUGAGUUAGUAAACAACCUCAUUUUUAAAAUUCAUUCUGCAGAAGGAGAAGGGGCUAUCUUAGUAUUUCUUCCUGGUUUUGAUGAAAUUGUAUGCCUUAAAACAGCCAUAACAGAAGAUCGACGUUUUGAACAUUCAAGGUUCGUAAUUAACUUACUACAUUCAUCCCUUCAACAAUCUGAACAAAAAAAAGUUUUUAAAAAUCCACCAAGUGGGGUUAGAAAAAUUAUUCUGUCUACCAAUAUAGCAGAGACAUCUAUAACUAUAGAUGAUGUUGUCUUUGUUAUUGAUUGUGGGAAAGUUAAAGAGAAAACGUUUGAUGCACUGACUUCAUUCACUUCCCUUAAAAGUAACUGGAUCUCUAAAGCUAGUGCACUGCAAAGAAAAGGAAGAGCUGGGCGAUGUCAACCCGGUAAGUGUUACCAUUUGUUUAGCAGGCCCAGAUAUAUGCAUCUACAUGACUUUCAGACCCCAGAAAUACUUCGACUUCCCCUUCAGGAAUUGUGUCUACAGUGUAAGCUGUUAGCUCCACUGAAUGAAUCUGUGAUAGACUUUCUACAAAAAUGUCCCCAGGCACCACCUCAGUUGGUCAUACACAAUGCUGUUCAAAUUUUAAAGCAAAUCGAUGCAUUUGAUCCGUUUGAAGAUCUGACAGAGCUAGGUCAGCAUCUUGCUGAUUUGCCUAUAGAGCCAAGACUUGGGAAGAUGAUUCUCUACUCUGUUGUUUUAAAAUGUUUAGAUCCAGUCCUCACUAUAGUCUGCACACUGUCUUUUAAAGAACCAUUUAUUAUUCCUGCCUUGCCGUCAGAAAAAAGAUCUGUGAUGGGAAAAAGGAGACGAUUUGCAGAAGAGACUUACAGUGAUCACAUGGUUUUUCUGAGAUCUUUCCAAGCUUGGCAAAAAGCUAAAUCUGAAGGAUGGGAGAGAGCAUUUUGUGAGAAAAAUUAUAUUUCUUCUGCAACUAUGGAAAUGCUCCUUGGAAUGAGAAUGCAACUUCUUGCUCAACUUAGAGCAUCUGGGUUUUUACGAGCCCGAGGAGCUGGUGACAUCCGUGACUUAAACACUAAUUCUGACAAUUGGGCUUUAGUAAAAGCAUGCUUGCUGGCAGGAACCUAUCCUAAUCUUAUGCAGAGAGAUGCAUCCAUGGCUUUGUGCACCUUAAAUGAAAGAAAUAUCAGGUUCCAUAGCAGUUCUGUCCUCCAGCCAUUUACAUCAGCUACUAAUAUAAAUACGUCGAAAUCUCUGAAGAAGUUUGUUAGGUCACUUCCUUCUAAAUGGAUUAUCUAUGAUGAGAUGUCACGCUUUCAAAGGGUCUCUUUAGCCAAAUAUUGUAGCUUAGUGUCACCAACAGCUGUGUUUCUGUUUGGUGGACCCAGUAAGAUUACAACAGAUGCCAUAGUCCAACAGCAGCAAGAAUUUGAUGAAGAUGAAAUGUCUAAUUCAAAUAAGAUUGCACCCAAUGUGACUGUCAAGUUGGAUGAUUGGAUUGGAUUCGAUUUUGAAUCUGAAUUAGAAGCCAAAUUGGCUAUACAGUUUCGAAUGAAAUGGCACAGUUUGUUCUUAAAUAGAAUGAAGCACCCGUCUAAAGCUUGGAGUUUAGCUGAAGAGGCAGUGCUUCAAACUAUAAAUGCAGUGCUCACAAAUGCAGAGAAAGCAAUUGGACUUGAAAACCCUAUUGGAGUUGGUCAGCGGCCUAGAACAGUUGAAUCCCUCAUGGGAACUGGUUUUGAAGACUACUACAACAGACCUCCUGGUAAUGGUGGUGCAAGUGGUGGAGGGGGCUACAGCUUUCAGCAACAUUUCCCACAACAUCAGCAGCAUCCUUACCAACACCAGCAACAACAACAGCACCACAGCCACCAGCAGCACCAGCACUAUCAAGCUCAGCAGCAGCACUUUUACAGGAACAACAAUAACAUCCGAAGCUAUAAUCAUCUUCAGCAGCGCAAUUAUCAGGGAUACAACAAACCCGUGCCUGUAAACACCAUGUCCAGAGAAAGCAGCAGUUCAACACCUCUAGACUCACCACAGUCAGGCUCACCCUCUUCAUCUGUCUCUGCCACUGGAACCACUGCUACAGCUAAUAACAGCUCUGGUGUUGAAGAGGGCAGGUACUUUUUGAUGAGGUGCAAUAAUCAAAAGAUUGUGGAUGUUUCUGAGACUAAAGGCAUCUGGGCCACAUCUGUUUCUAAUGAAACAAAGCUAAACAGAGCGUUCAAUAGUGGGAAACCAGUAUACUUGAUAUUUUCUGUCCCUGGCAAUGCAAACUUUCAAGGUUAUGCCAAGAUGACUUCGCUUAUUAGCAAGAAUAGGUCACCAGAUUUUCCUGGCUCUGGUUUAACUGGUACAUUUAGUGUAUCUUGGGUCAAGAGGGCCACCAUACCAUUCAGUAAUACAAACUUCUUAAAUAACCCAUGGAAUGAAAAUAGGCGAGUUCAUACUGGCCGUGAUGGACAGGAGAUUGAGCCUAAAAUUGGCUUAGAACUAAUAAAACUGUGGGACACCAUCCAAGCCAGACGUCCACAAAGCAGCUCAAAGAAGAAAACCAAUGGGCCACCUGCAACACCAGGUAAAAAGCAGCCUAGCCAGAAAUCUGGUCAAAAAGAAAAGUCGUACAAAUGUGAGACGCCAAGUGAAGAGUGUGGGAAGGAAAGAAGUGAUAUGUCUCACUCCAGCCCCAGCCCCUCCUCAUCAACUAAUACCAAUCACAGUUCUAACAGUAGCACCACCAGCCCUGCUUUUGGCCAGAAGUCGGAUAAAACCAGCGGUGCUUAUUCAUCAGGUGUGGCAGGAUCACAAUUUCAAGGCCACCAGAAUUACUCUAACACUGGGGGCAAAGGUUAUUUUCCUCAUCAGCCAGGUGCUUAUGUCCAGCCUGUGGUUGGUCUGCCAGCAGGUUUGAACUCAGUUUUGUUGUCUCAGCAGUCAGGACAUAGUCACGGCAACAGUUCAGGUCAAUCCCAGCAGCAACAACACUAUUUUCAUGGUACUGAGUAACUGUUACAUCUAGUGGCAAUUUAAUAACAAUACUGUAUGCAUGGUUGAGGGCAUUAUAGCUUGUAAUAAUUUUAGUCUAGAUUUCUUUAGAUUUGUUGCUUAAAACAAGUAGGAAAUGAGUAUCAGGCCCUGCUUGUACAGUCAGAGGAUAGAAAGUAUUGCAAUUUGUUUUUUCUUGCUAUGUUUCAGUUAGGAGAGUUAAAUCCUGUCUAAAGAUAAAUAAUUGCUUCAAUGAUUCUGUUAUUUCUACCGAAUGUUAUUUUAAUUUGUUUUUAAUGCUUGUUUGAAUUGGUUUCACAACAAUUUGGUGUUAAUUUAAUCAUUUGAAAUAUUAAAAAGGAUUUAAAGGCAGAAAAAAAUUUAUUAAAGACAAUAAAUCCCUCAUGAAAUUGAUUUUUAACAGUAGCUGAAAAAAUGUGUUUCAAAAGCUUUACUAUUGUUCCAAUGUAUCCCAGGAAGUCAAAGCUGUGAUUUUGUAUGCCUAUACGUUUUGUUACAGACUUUUGGAGUACAACUUAUUUUUAAAGUUUUCAGAUGAACUAUAGCGUAGACUCUUCAAUGUUGUUUGAUUUGCAUUUUUUCAUGUACUUUAUGUCGGCCUGGACGUGAUCUUUGAUUGUUUUACUUGUAGUCCACUUGUUUUGAUGGUUCACAAAUAUUAUUUUUAAAGAUCACUAUAUUAAAUCUUGACUGUUACCAAUGCACUCAUUAUGUCAUUAAAGAAAAAAAUUGAAA
Molecule: messenger RNA, 5612 nt
Organism: Biomphalaria glabrata
Lineage: Eukaryota; Metazoa; Mollusca; Gastropoda; Planorbidae
Product: 3'-5' RNA helicase YTHDC2-like
Exons: 33
Coding region: 171-4877 (1568 amino acids)
Cellular component (GO): intracellular anatomical structure
Molecular function (GO): RNA binding; protein binding; ATP binding
Source: RefSeq, a predicted model, not a curated record